GGCAGAUGUCAUUCCAAUGGAGUGGAGGAGACGAGAAGAAAAACACGAUUCUACGCAGAGCAUAGAAAAUUAGUCAUAUACUUUUAUAUUGCUUAAUCCAGUGUAAUAUUGACGGCUAAACGAUGCAAGGGGAUCAGCAGCAGUUCUUUAGCAGUGGUACGUCCUAUCCGCAGCAACAGCCAGGAUAUGGUAUCGGGUUUGCGCCGCAGCAGCCCGGAAUGCAGCCCGGCUUUCACCCAAGCGCGUUCGCGCCAUCGGCUGGCUCGCCGGACGGUUACUCGCCGUACGAUGCAGAAUCCGCCACGGUCAAGGGGUUCGAUUUUAACGAUCAAACCAUCCGCCGUGGCUUCAUCAAGAAGGUGUACUCCAUCUUGACCCUGCAACUAUCGAUCACGUUCGUGUUUGUUGCCUUUGUCAUGAACCAUGAGCCGACCCAGCUGUUUAUUCGCCGCAAUCCGUCACUGUUCUGGAUUGCGUUCCUGGUGAUGAUCGGCACGAUGAUUGCCAUUUCCUGCUGCGGUGAGCUGCGCCGUAAGGCGCCGGCCAAUUUCAUUUUUCUGGGAUUGUUUACCUUUGCGGAAUCUUUCUUGGUAUCGAUGGUUGCUGCGACCUACAAAUCGGAAGAGGUGCUGUUAGCAUUCGGCAUAACGGCGGCCGUCUGUCUCGGGCUCACGCUGUUCGCCUUCCAAACCAAGUGGGACUUUACGAUGAUGGGCGGCAUCCUGUUCACGGCCGUCGUGGUACUGUUCCUGUUCGGUCUGAUUGCCAUGUUUUUCCCGGGCAAAACGAUGCAAAUUGUUUACUCCUCGUGCGGUGCGCUGCUCUUCUCCUUCUAUCUGGUGUACGACACGCAGAUCAUGAUGGGCGGCAAUCACAAGUUCUCCAUCAGCCCGGAGGAGUACGUGUUUGCGGCGCUGUGUCUGUAUUUGGACGUGAUUAACAUUUUCCUUCACAUCCUCUCCAUCAUUGGGGCAUCGAGGAAUUGAAGCGCUUUCUACAUACAUUUUUUCGAAACGAUCUGUGUGUUGUUCGUUUGUGUGUGAGUAUGUUAUAAUACGAAGAUGUUUUAGGGUGGUCAGAAUGAUGGCGGUAGCGAAAGCUGUGUUUUAGGGCAUGGACUGCUAACGAACUGUAACGGUAAUGUGUACGGAGGAGCGAUUGAAACUUACACGCGGGUCUUGCACGUAAAUGACACACGACGCACACAGUUAGCUCUUUAGCCGUGAGUAUGAUUCAGUUCCGUGGCCAAUCUAUUCAACCCUGCGUGCUCCACUGUCGUACGACAGGCAGGCGGGCAGGCAGCACCGUACGCAUACCUCUCAAUAUAUCGAAAAAUGUAUUUAUCCUCCCCUUCAUGUAACGGUCACCGGUACGCGGAUGGUCUAUUCAUUGGUUCUAAUGAAGCUAUCUGCUGAAUGUGGGAAACAGUAAAAAUAAACUUUCACAACGACUUUA
Messenger RNA from Anopheles merus, 1455 nucleotides. Its product is annotated as protein lifeguard 1-like. NCBI's taxonomy places the organism in Eukaryota, Metazoa, Arthropoda, Insecta, Diptera, Culicidae. Gene Ontology annotation, cellular component: membrane. The coding region runs from base 123 to 986 and encodes 287 amino acids. The record is from RefSeq and is a predicted model, not a curated record. The transcript is spliced from 4 exons.